Messenger RNA from Kockovaella imperatae, 1775 nucleotides. RefSeq lists its product as hypothetical. Gene Ontology annotation, molecular function: DNA binding. Gene Ontology annotation, biological process: regulation of DNA-templated transcription. Lineage: Eukaryota; Fungi; Basidiomycota; Tremellomycetes; Tremellales; Cuniculitremaceae. The record is from RefSeq and is a predicted model, not a curated record. Bases 90 to 1619 code for a protein of 509 amino acids. The transcript has 3 exons.
CCGUUCUAUUGUAAUAGCAUUUCCUUGCUUCUGAUUCGUGCCGCUUUCGAUUGUCAGAUCAUCCUCACUCUGCAUCCCAUACUGGCAAGAUGACUAAAGGGCUGGCUGAUCACGAUGCGGUCAUUGAAAUCGACUUUGGAGCCUCUCUAGACAGAUUACAUCAGAACACCAUGACGCGAUUGACGGACGAUCCGCAUGAUGUCUCCAAACUUGCCCAAGAAUGGGAGUUGUUAAGAGCUAGGAUCUCGUUGAUUGAGGGGGAGGGCCGACUGGCCCCUAAUAUCGUUCAAAAGGCAUACUUGUAUGCGGCCAACGUCGCCGCCGCGGUCAAAGCGGUGAUCGGCUUGGAGAGCAGGACGGAGGAGACUUGCAGGAACUUAGUCCGCAACAUAAGCGGUGUUAUGGAUAGGGCUAAAACAAGCGAUCCUGAACGUGACAACGUCAUUCCUCCGAGUGAUCUCUCCCUUAGCAGUCCGCAAAUACUUGUUGGAGCGCCUCUUCCAGGGACUACCAACGAUCACCUCCGCUUUUGGUUUCUCGACAACCUCGCUUCCCCCUAUCCCACACCAAACGAGAAAGACAACUUAGCGAAUCUCCUCGGCGUCGAUAGAAAGAAAGUCGACUCUGAUUUGACCAAUUGGCGCCGUCGAGCUGGAUGGACGGACAUAAAAGACACAUACUGUGACAAAUCUCGAGUCCUCAUGAAAGAGCUCAUGGAGCGUGUGGAGAGCGGCGAGGAGACGGAUCAGGACAUCCUGGACGCUGUGGAGAACAUGAAAGCAUACCUGGAGCGAAGGGAGGAGGAAAAGGUUGGAGAUUGGGUCCAUGAGCUCGCCAGCCUCGCUCAACCCAGGAAGAGAGUCAAGCAGGCCGACGGCACCAGUCGAGCGGUCUCGUCCAAUUGCAGCACUCUGGACCUGGACCUCGACGAAGUCGAUCACCAUUCCCUUUCCCAACGGCCAUCCAUCAGCUCUCUCAGAGCAGUCGCCGAUACUGUUGGGCGCCGCACCCGGUCCAAGGCAACUCGAAAGGGUAGAGCGACGGACAGUUCGAUCUCCUCGUCGAGCUCCUGGUCGUUGUCCUCUGAGGCUGCUCGUGGGUUCACCUUUGCCCCUUCCGAACGGACCACGUCUGGAGUCAGCGAUAUCUCCAUUGAGCUCCAACAGACUCAUGGCACCAGCACUGAUAAGAAUGGCCCUAACAAGAGGGCUCUUCCAUCCGAUAUGAAUACCGAACAGACUGCUCACCCCGCCAUCCGCAUGAAGACCGACAUGCCUAUCACCCCAUACAACCAGCCGGGCUGGUGUACCCCUCCAUCGUCAUCUCCUAGACUGUUCAUGAACGCCUCUCCGACAGAAUACAACCAGACUCCCAUGUACACCCAGGCCGGCGGCUACUUUGUCCAGCAAAAUCAACAGACGCCAAUCUAUCCUCAACCCGACGGGUUUCUCCCUCCUCCUACCUAUCAAUCGACUAACGAGGGUAGCAGCACUAGCAUCUGGUCCACGUCAAAUGCCCUGCCUAUGUUGCCUCAUAUGAUGACAAACACCGUGAACGGCUUCAUGAUGCCGACUACCUUUGCCUUUCAGCCACAAUUCGGAUGGCAGCCGGCCACAUAGAAAUACGUCCAGUGUAGACACCGCUUACAGUCCUUGAAGCGUAUUAAGAAUUGUCGUUAUACCCUUGUACAUCGUAUCUUGUCCUAGAUACCUCUUGAUUCGUACACUUGAUGUACGCUUGUACUCGCAAUACCCUCAUGAAUGGAUGGUUCACAA